AUGUUGGCAUCAAAGUGUUUGAUGUUGUGUAAAAUCAACGAUGAGCCGUCUGACCCACAGACGCUGCAGAGUGUUGAUGCCUUGAAUUAUUUGGAAAAGCAAUGGUCUUCACUGGCCACUGGAGCUGCUGCAGUGGCAUUGUUCAAUCACAGAUCUACGGUUCAAAGAUUUCGAACUGCGUGCAGCAAACAGCAUCGCGAGUUGGGUAGAUUGUUGCAGAGAAAAGAUGUGUUGGAUAUCCUGGAUGUGUUGCUUCCAAAGAUCCCUUUGCAGAAGCUGUUCACACGGAGCUUUGAUCGCCAUGCCACGGCGCUUCCAGAUGCUGAUUUGGUGGCGAGUCGCUUGAAAAAGGUCAGGCAGAUCGGAUUGAAGAAGUUGGACGGUGGACUAAAGGGUGGUAGAGGUGGAGCAACCGCUUCCAGGAGAUCUCUGGCGAUGAAGUUCGGAACAGGCUUGAGCCCACUGCUAGGUCGAAAUGCAUUUGCAUACCUGGAACGCUAUUUCAUCGACAGAGCAACGCAACCCGGUGGAUGGCAUGGUCUCCCGGCUUGGGUGCAGAGCGCUGGAACGUUGAUGGGCGAAGGAGCAUUGGCUGGAGGCAACUUGAUCGCCGGGGAAGUGAAGAACUACAACAGUCACGCAAGCACGACAGGGGAUUUGGUGCGCGGUUUUGAGAACAGCACCGUCAGCGUGAAACGCUUACGGCGAAUGCUACAGGAGGAGGUGACUCGCUUGGAAGCAUUGCAGGUGUCACCGAAGAAGAGAUCGAUGCAAAUGCAAUUGAUCAAGGUGGUCUUACGUCGUGUGUAUCACAUGACUAAAGACAUCACAGCACCAGGGAAGAGUCCGCUGUGGAAGUGCAUUGUCCGCAUGGUGGACAAGAAGGCCAACGGCGUUUAUCUUGAAUUUCGAAGUUACAAAGGCAAGGCUGACCUGGAAAAGCAAGCCAAGAUGUGCUGUGAGAAUAAGUUUGUGGUCGUGCAAGGUUUGCUACUCAGUCAGAACAACAAGUUCUUGGGCGGCUUCUGCGCCGACAUGAGCAACAGAGCUUCGAAGGAGUCCAUCGAAGUGGUGUUGCAGAAUGUCUGGGUGACGGAAGUGACCGGGUGGCCAGUCUAUACUCCUUGUAGCGAGUGUCACACCAAGAUCGAUCCAGAGAGUGGUGAGUGCAAGAAGAAGAGCACUGGGUGCGCGUCCACCCCUGCAUCGGAAGUCAAGGUCCUGGCGACUCUGAAUCUGAGCGACCCAACCGGUUGCGUGGAGAAGGUUUUGGCCGAUGAGGAAGCUCUGUGCGUCAUGACCAACAUCAAACUGGAGGAGAAGGCCAAGCUGGUGAAAAUGUUGGAAAGGCAUGGGGUGCAAUUUCUUUGUUUUCGUCAACCCGUGGAUGUCCGUUUAGGGACGGCCCCAUACAUGACAAAGAGUCGCAGGGAUAAGGGCGCGGCACUUGGAACGCAAGACACAGAAACGCAGACGGUCUUUGCUGCGGAGAGUCAGUUUCAAGUCUUAGCUGCCAAGCCGUGCUUUGCCGUGGGCUUCAAGGAUGAUGAGCGACCCUCGCUGCGGAAAAUUCUCAGUCACGGACAGCAGCAGCUGGUGAACUGUGUUUAUCCCAUCAAGUGCGUCUACCAAGAUGUGAGUUACUCCAGCUUGGGCAUCAUCGUCAACGAUGCCCCAAUUCAUCCGAGCUAUGUCAGCAUUGUGGCAAAGGCUUGGAGCGAACCGACACCCCAGCCGAUUGGACAGGGCGAAAACCAGCAUGUCUUGAUGGUGCAUGAGGAGGUCACCCCAUACCCCAAUGGUAGCAAAUUCCGAGUGGAAGCUGUCUGCAGCAUUGCAGAAUGUCACAUCUUCAACAUGGGCAACCUGGAGCCUCGACUACUCGUCGGUCGCUUGACGCGGGACGGCAAGGAAGGACAGGUCACUCUGUUGGCAGAAAGGGCUUUUCCAUGCACCAGUGAACAAGCCCAGGUUUUGGACCAAGAGCGCGAUGCCAUUGGGCACUGGUCAGAGGGAACCCAGAUCCACACGGUUUCGAAGAAGCGGCCAGCGGACGACUUGGUGACUCCAACACCGUUGAAGAGAAUGUCGGGCGCAUGGGCUGCUCCUUGA
Messenger RNA from Durusdinium trenchii, 2112 nucleotides. The record is from the annotation of a GenBank genome assembly. Lineage: Eukaryota; Dinophyceae; Suessiales; Symbiodiniaceae.